AUGACCCGGUGCACGUGCGCGUCCGACGACGCCCUCGAGUGGGUGCGUCGGUCGUUCGGAGAGUGCGUCACCAACACUAAGGAGCUCGUCGGGUUUUACCUCGCGCUGCUCACGAUCGCGUGCUGGAUGUGCGCGCAGGUUCCACAGUUGGUGAAGAAUUACAAGCUGAAGUCCGCGCGCGGCUUGUCGCCCUGGUUCCUAACCCAGUGGCUCGCCGGAGACUCGUUCAACCUGAUCGGAUGUCUCGCCACCGGAGAUCAAAAGCGGACGCAGACGUACACGGCGGUGUACUUCGUCCUGAGCGACGUCGCGCUGCUGUUGCAGUACGCGCACUACGAGGCGCCGAACGGCGCGGGAAGAAGACGAACGACUCGUGCGUCGACGCGGGCAAACGGAGAGGAGGGUUCGAUCACGGAAGAGUUGAUGGAGAAUUAUAACGGUAGCGUCGAGGGUGAGAGCGAGUCGGAGAGCGACGCGGAGAUCGGCGGACGCGCGCGAGAGCGUGGCGGACUUUCACCCGUGGGCGGUUUCGUCCUCGCGAGCGCGCUCGCGCGCUCGACCUCGGGGCUAGCGGAUAUCAUGGAUCCGAACGAUUGCGAGUUCAACGCCAAUCCGGAGUGGUUGCAGAGAUUCGGAAGGGGGAUCGGGUACUUGGCGACGAUUUUUUACUUGGGCGGAAGGCUCUCGCAACUCGCAAAGAAUAGACGACGACAAACAGUCGAAGGACUUAGUAUGUACAUGUUCAUGCUCGCCGUCGCAGCGAAUCUGUCUUACGGUAUGUCCGUGUUGUUCGCCAGCAAAAAGAGCGAUGACACUAUGCGAGCUUUGCCGUGGCUAUUAGGUAGCUUGGGGACAGUCGUGUUGGAUGUGUCCAUCUUGGUUCAGAGCAUCGUUUACAAAAGGCGCUCGGCGCGUCGACGUUCGUCGUGA
This is a messenger RNA of Ostreococcus tauri, 930 nucleotides long. Its product is annotated as Cystinosin/ERS1p repeat. Bases 1 to 930 code for a protein of 309 amino acids. The transcript has a single exon. The record is from RefSeq and is a predicted model, not a curated record. Lineage: Eukaryota; Viridiplantae; Chlorophyta; Mamiellophyceae; Mamiellales; Bathycoccaceae.